GACAUAUUGACAUUUGCACAUUUCAGUAAUUUCGUUUGCGAAUUCUUCCGCUAAACCAUAUUUUCGCCACCAUAUCAAAGCAAAAAUAUGUCUAGCCCAAAAAUGCACAAAGAAACAAUAGUAAGCACCCGUCCAGACCGAGAGAUACGUAAAAAGGUGAUAAAACCUGGCGACUACACCUUGGUUCCUUACGAAGAUUCCCGCUGCAAAAUCGUACUUACAGACGUUAAAUGUACUAAUGAGUCGGGAAAUUGCGAGAUUGAGCCGGUCAGCCGUGUAUUCAGCCGUUCAUUCGACGGUAAUGUGUUGAUUGGGGACUCCGAUUCGUUUAUAGACAAGGAUUUUGAGCUGGUGCUGCAGCAGAUGUGUUGUGGGGAGGUCUGUGAGGCUACCAUGGUGUAUAGGAACAAGGACGGGGCGCUGGUGAAGCAGAUCUCGUGCCAGGUGGAACUGAAGGAGGUGACGGAGGAGCAACUGAUCAGUGACUGGAGCUGGGAGAGACUGUAUGAAGCUGCGGUCCAUCAUAAGGAGCGUGGAGUAGACUUGAUAAAACAAGGUCGGACUGCUGAUGCCUUCCGAAGAUUCAACAAGGCUCUGAAGAUGCUGAUAGCUACGGAACCACUGGACCCUAAGGUGGUUAGUGAACAGGUGGUCAAGGAUAUGGUGGAGCUUAAGGUAAAACUAUACAACAAUUUAGCACACUGCCAGCUACAAUAUGACGAGUAUGAGGCCACACUAGAACUCUGCAACAAGGCACUUAAAUUCGACCCAGUCAACAUAAAGGCCCUUUACAGGAAGUGCUCGGCCCACUCCGGACUCCACAUGUAUGAGGAUGCCUGGACAGACAUACAGAGCGCUUUGAGAAUAGACCCUAAUGAUAAAGCAGCUCAGUUGAAAGCAAACUCCUUGAAACCUAAAAUAGAAAAAAUAAACAAAGACUAUACAACUGUCAUUAAGAAAAUGUUUGGUUAAAAUGUUACCGGCCAGUGUUUGAAGGCUGUGUAGUGAAGAGGUUGAUGCCAAAAGGUUGAGUAUGCCAGCUGGUCUAUGGUUGCAGCUUUCGGCGGUAAAGUAGAAGACAAUGCGUUAUUUCAAGCCAUAUUACAAUAAUUUAUUCUCAUUUGUUGAAUGCCAUCUAAUAUUUUUUUAGAAUACUCAAAUGCAAAUGCGAAUUGAAAUGGCAUUAAUUGAUAAACAUAUCUGUAGGUUUUUAAUUCUUUAUGAAAAUAUUAUUUUCUUUAUGGUAGCUCAAAUAUUUGUUAAUUUAAAUUAAUUAUGGAGUAUGAAUUGCUUUGAAAAGAACGGUUGCACAGGGAUGAUAGGUAAAAUUGUAUGUAGAUAUAUCUCAUAGAAUGGAUUUAAGAAUGAUGUACUUAAGUUGGAGAUAUGGUGGAAAAUGGCUGAAUGAUGACGCUUUGAUUCUGUUUAGCACUGCUAAGACUGUGUAUCACUGUCCUUUACUUAAUCCUAGUUUAAUUACCUAACUAAAUUGAAGCUUUCAUCACAUAUUAUAGGGUCCAUUGUAGAUCCGAUAUUCCGCACCGUGGUGUCAGUAAAGAAAUAGCAAUCUUAUGUGUGUUGAUAUAAAGUUGAAAAUAAGAAAUCAUCAAUUAUAACUACGUUCAUCAUUAUCUCAAUGAGAUAAGAUUGAUAUUCCUACAGUAGCCUAAUAAAAAAUAAUAAUGGCGUCCACGGCCCAUUUCGGCCACGGCGGCUGUUCUCAUAUAAGGAGAUCAGCCAGCUGCGCUGGACAUAUUAUAGUGCACAAGCAUUUGCGCAGACACAGGUGCACUCCCUAUUCCUUCACUCUCAUAACCCGAUGGGACGGCAAUCCGACACGACCGUAGAGAGAUCAGGCGCAGGACUGACACACAACUUCCAGACUACGGGGUGCUUUGUGAAAGUUUAAGAAAAGCCACAAAGCGAUUUCGGCCCGACUCGAGAAUCGAACCCGAAACCUCGAGCACAGCAGCCUCGCUUGCGACUACUAGACCAACGAGGCAGUCAACAGUAGCCAAAUCAUUCAAAAGUAAAAUACAACCGUCCCGUUUUCUGUAGGCACCUAAAUAAAUUGACUAAGGUCGAGAUAAAUAAAACCACCAAAUUAUUAACAAUUAGUAUACAAUAAUAAGGUUAGGCACAAAUAAUAUUAGGAUGUCACCGAUUUUGUACAGUGACUGCUGUAGAUGUUUCAUUUCACAAGAAAAGGUGAGGCAUUUUUAUAUACAUAUGUACGUGAAUGUAUAUGUAUGCAGAUUUACACACAUAAGCAUGGUUUAGGUACCUGUUUUCGUAAAAUGAAAUCCUACGCAGUAGUCAUUGUAUUUUCACAGAAUUUUACGUGCAGCGUUUCACGUAUGUAUGAGUGAUUUUUAUAACAUUUCUAAUUUAGUACAAACAGAAAAUUGUUGUACUUUUAUAUCAUAAAAAUAAAAAUAAUAAUAAUAGGAUAAAGUCUUCUUCUCUAUCUUACUAUUGUAAUAAAAAUAGUUACAUUAAGUCCAGAGAAUACUUUUGCGAGUCUGAAAUUUACUCUUGGCUGUUCGGUAGAAUUUUUAGGAACAACAUUUUUGAAUGCGCAGUCAAUCGGCUAAUUUCAGACUUGCCUAAUUAUUUUCUAUGUAAAGUACCUACUAGCACAUCUGUUAAGUAACUUUUUAUUUAUCUCGACCUGACAUGAGUAUAUUUGUGGUACAGUAGACUGCACAUCAGUGGUAACUGUCAUGCACCUUAACUCAAUAAUAAUAAGUACGAUUUUCCUAUAAAACUGUUACCACUGACCUGACUGUACAGUGAAAUAUUUUUGGUGUUAACACGGCAAAGUCGGUGCAAAACAGAAUCAGUAUAAUAUAUGUGUUAGAUUAUGUCAUAUAAGCAUUUUUCCAAUCGACUUCCUAAUCAAUCUUCUGACUUCCGUAGAAUAAUGCAUUUAAUUACAAUUGAGAGCAAAAAAAUCGGGACAGUCUUUUCUGAAUAUAGAAUAGGUCUUUGCCAGUAAGUUUGACACCAGUCUAACCAAGGGGUAUUGCGUUGCCCGGGUAACUGGGUUGAGGGGGUCAGAUAGGGCAGUCGCUCCUUGUAAAGCACUCAGCUACAUCCGGUUACACUGGAAGCCGACCCCAACAUAGUUGGGAAAAAGGCUCGGAGGAUGAUGACCUGUCUUAGCUAGAAUCAAAGAGUAUAAAAUUUUUAUUUAUCAGUCUAAAGUGAAGUAUGUAAUGAGUACCUAUUUGAAUGAAACAAAACCAUCAAUAAGAUUGUUUCUUUUAAAUGUAAUUUUGACGUUUGUGGCACAUUUUUGCACAGUCAAUUAGCUUCGAUUUUUAUUAUUGUCCCGAUUUCAUUGCUUCCAAGUGUAAUAUGAUAUUACUGUGAUGUCUGCGUGUCUAUUUUUGAGAUAACUUCUUAAUAUAUAAGGUUCUAUUAUCAUAAUAGACGUAUCUAUUGUAAAUAGCUCGGGAAAUAUACUAUUCUGGUAUAUGUAGAAA
Messenger RNA from Helicoverpa armigera (cotton bollworm), 3488 nucleotides. RefSeq lists its product as uncharacterized. NCBI's taxonomy places the organism in Eukaryota, Metazoa, Arthropoda, Insecta, Lepidoptera, Noctuidae. The record is from RefSeq and is a predicted model, not a curated record. Gene Ontology annotation, molecular function: protein binding. The transcript has 3 exons. Bases 88 to 972 code for a protein of 294 amino acids.